CCCAUGUUACUUCACUCCUGAUGAAGGGUUUCGACCCGAAACGUCGUCACUCCCUCCUCCCAGGAGGUAGAUGCUGUCUUGCCUGCUGAGUUCUGCCAGCAUUUUGUGUUUUCAACGAUACCUUGAAGCUUUUGUGUGCUUUACAGGAAAACAGCAGCUCUAGUUUCUCUUUCGUCUUCUUUGCAGCAGUAAUGAAAGUGGCCAUCUGCUAUUGGCUAACUGAAGUCACAUGACCCCAAAGGAAUGCAACUGACACAUAUAAAUCCAGGGCUCCCUGACUGCACCAGCUGUUUACUCUUGAAUUGCCAGAGUUCUUUAUCCAAGGAGAGUUUGGUGGGCUGACUGAAGAAGGAAGCAUUUCAGGUGAAAUUUGGUGGAGCUGUGGAGAGUGAAGACGACAAAGGACAGAUCAAGAUUGAGGAGAAGAGGAGGAUCACCAUGGCGACUCAGGAAUGCAAAAUUGUUGCUACCAUAAAGAAGGCUGAGAGGAGUAUCACCAAAGCAUCUGAUGUCAGGGAGGACAAUGCUUUGAUGUUGCAGCCAUACAGUAACUGGGAACAGUUUCUGAUGCCUGGCCCACUCUCUAUUGCCAUCUUAGGGGAAAUUAUAUUCCUUUCUGCAGGAGAGGACUUUACAAUUGACAAGAUGGUGCCCAACGGAGGGUUUCAGUACAUGAAAUAUCCCAAAUCAUUCCGUGCCUCUUUAGUGCAAGUGAGCAACGAGGGCUGGGAGGCUUUUCAGGAAGCCCACAAGAACAUGGAUCAGAUCCGGCUUCUGACUGUAAAUAUCCCCACUGACAUGAGAGAUGUUGUGAAGUUCCUCAUGCAGAAAGAUCCAAAGGUCACUGAAGCUUUCCUACCAAUUCCUCUGAACAGCAUCAAAUCCACUGCGGAUAAAUGCUUGAAGCUGUCCUCAGCUGUGGAGGAUAAGUUCACUGGGGUCAUCUGUCUCAUCAAUGAACUAUUGGAGGCCUGUACAAGCUCAAAAGGAGUGUAUGAGCAAGAAUUACAUGAAAUAAAAAUCAAAAAGGAACUGACUGAAAUGAAGGAGAAAGCAGCAAGAGAGGCAAAAGCCAUGGUGGAAGAGCAUCACAAGAAACUGGAAUCACAACUGAAGCAGGCACAGGAAGAUUACAAAGCCAAUAUGGAUUCUAUGCCAGUUGGCUGGAAUGCUGUGGCAAUGUCGAUGGCAGAAACAACGACCAAAGCUGUCAGUUUAUUCAUCACUGGAGGAGUUCUCAAAGUACUGGCUGUUGAAGGAUGCAAGGCUGUAGGUAAGGCUGCAGGCUCUCUUGCAGAUAAGUUAUGGAAAAGCGAUCCAAACAAUGUUGGAGAAGCUGAGAAUAACAUCAUUAAUAAAGCAGAGACCCUAGGGAGUUUUAUACAAAUACUUUAUCCCUUCCAGAUUGAGGAUCUGAAAAUUGACUUGAAGAAACUGAACAGUGAGGAUGAAAUUAAAAAGUUACACUGGUGUAAACAACAGUUGGUGAAGUUUCAGGAGGAGGCAAGAAAUGGAGGUGAUUGCCCUGAGAAGGUUGCAGCCCUAAAGAUCUGUGAAACAGCAAUUGGAAUAUGUGUGGGUCUGGAAAACUUGCAGACAUCUAAACCAGAUGCUGAAGUAAUGGCUGAUCUAGCAGUGAAGAUCAGACAAGUGAUGCGGGAUACAAUGACAUUCACCUCUUGCUGCAAGGCAAAGGCAGGGAUCAUGGGUGUAACAGCCACCCCACCACACAUGUCUCAAACUGAGCCAGCAGAGGAACUCAGUGGUUUACAGACAGCCAGUCUCAAUGCCAGAAUCAAAGUGGAACAGUCCUCAAAACAGCUACAGGCUGCACAGGAGAUGUAUGAGAGAAGCUUUGAGAAUAUACAGAAGAAUAAUGAAGAACUGCAAGAGGUCCUGGAGACUCUGAAGAGCUGUAAUGUUCAGGAAAUAGAUUUUGAUAAAACUGUGAAGAUGCUUCUGAAGGGAUUGGACGCAUUGGGCCGUGUGAAAGAACAAUGGGGAAAGAUGGUUCUCUUCUUCACCAUGAUAUCAAACCUGAUCGAAUGCUCCCUGAACCCAUCGCUUCACAAAUUCAUACAGUACAGUGAAAAGACUUCCUCCGGCUAUUCACAGAACCAACUGAUCCAGGACAUGUUGUACACAGAGAUCUCUCAAGCCACUAAUAUUUCAAGCCUUGUCCACAUGAUCGCUGAAACAUACGUGCAGGUCUCCACCCAACAUCUGAUGGACAGGGUCAACAGCUUGGGGAAAUUAAUGGGCCUCGAUCCAAAUCGGGACAGAAUUAAAUUUGAGAAGGAGCGUACGAAGUUUGGAUCAGACUGUAAGGCAGCAUCAGAAGCCAUUGAAGAUCUUGUAAAGAAGAAUAAAGAGCAUUAUAAAGAGCGAGUGCAAGCGAGAAUAGACAGAAUCAAGAACACUGUGAUGCCUUUGCUACCCCCUGCCACAGCAGAAGAAAUUAAAGAAAUUGAAGAUGCUGUGCAAGCAGGCACACAAGCAGCAAUUGAGGAAAAGUCAAAGGAAGACUUGGAUCAGUUUGCCUAACAAUCCCUUUCCUCACACACACCGACUUUCCAGCGUUUCCCAGAGAUCAUUGUCAUUUAUUGAUGGUACCUUGAUUGGCUUUUGUCUCUGUUACUUUGACCCCCCGCCCAUCUCAUGUACUCACCUCUGGGCAGUAAUGAUCCACUUGUUUGAUGUUCCCUUCUGAAUCUUUCUGAGUCCCUUUGAGUUGAUAGUUAUGGGGCAAAAGUUUAGGGGUAACAUGAGGGGGAAUUUCUUUACUCAGAGAGUGGUAGCUCAGAGAGUGGAACGAACUUCCAGUAGAAGGGGUAGAGGCAGGAUUGAUUUUCGUCAUUUAAAACAAAAUUGGAUAGGUAUAUAGACAGGAAAGGAAUGGAGGGUUAUGGGCCAAGUGCAGUUAGGUGGGACUAGGUGAGAGUAAGCGUACGGCACGGACUAGAAGGGCUGAGAUGGCCUGUUUCUGUGCUGUAAUUGUUAUAUGGUUAUGCCCAUCCCAUGUACUCACUCUUCGGGAGUAAUGACCCACUUGUUUGAAGUUCCCUUCUCAGUCCUCAGCAGCCUGUGAGGAAGUUGCCUGACAUCAGCUCUAAAGUGCAUUUCUCCCUCAGACUAUGUCUGUCAAUGACUGUGGAAUAUUUACCAAAACUGUACUGUUUGUUCUGGUCUGCUGUCAUUAGAUUGAGUAGAUCUAGUGUCGUAAGAAAACAGUGAGUGCUCCUUUUCUUCCCAAUCUCCCAAAUAUGGACAUCCAAACCAUUCCCCAAGUAAAUCUCUUUAAAUGGCCCCCGAUAUUACCCUGUCCUCAAAGCUAGGGAGAUGGGCUAGUGACCAAGUGCCUUCCUUGCUCAUUUCCUGGCGUGGGACUGUGGAGGAAGUGAGCUGUUUAGACUGUCUCGGUAAAGUCAGAGGCAGGAUUGGGAGGGGCCCUGGAGGGUUGAUUGUGCUGCAGCUGAUGAUGGAUAAUGGCAAGAUCUGCUUGGCAGUGUCUGGUAGGUGAAGGCCAGAAGAUAUAGGAACAAAUAUUAGCCAUUUGGCCCAUCGAGUCCGCUCUGCCAUUUCAUCAUGGCUGAUCCAUUUUUCCUCUCAGCCCCACUUUUCUUGCCUUUCUCCCGUAUCCCUUCAUGCCCUGAUCAAUCAAGAAUCUCUCAACCUUUGCCUUAAAUACACAUUGUGUGCAAUGAAUUAUACAGAUUCACACUCUCUGGCUGAAGAAAUUCCACCUCAUUUCCCUUCAUUACCCAGAGCCGGUAAACACUCUUCAUAUGACAAACCGAUCAAUCCUGGAAUCAUUUUGUGAAACUCCUUUGAACUCUGUCCAGUGUCAGCACAUCCUUUCAAAGAUAAGAUGUCCAAGACUACACACAAUACUCCAGGUAAAGCCUCACCAGUGCUUUAUAAACUCUCAACAUUUGGGAGGCUGAAGGGGUGAUAGGGAAAUCACAUAGAGAGGUAGUUACACUCAAGGUGCAGGACACAGGCAGCUGGGUGACAGUCAAGAAGAGGAAAGGGCUUAAGGAGCCAGAACAGAGUAUCCCUUAUGUCCAUCCUCCUCAACAACAGGGACUCCCAAAUCUCUUUCAGCAUCAUACUUUUGUAUUUUCCCUCCAUUUAGAAAACAGUUAACCAUUUCAUUUCUUUUACAAAGUGCUUGACCGGGCACUUCCCAACACUGUAUUCCAUCUGCCACUUCGUUGCCCAUUCUCUUAAUCUAAGUCCUUUUGUGGUCUCCCUAUUUCCUCAAAACUACCUGCCCCUGCACCUAUGUUCAUAUUGCCUGCAAAAUUUGCAAGAAAGCCAUCAAUUCCAUCAUGUAACUCAUUGACAUAUAAGAAUCAGUCACAACAUAGACCUUGUGGAACACCACUACUUACUGGUAGUCAGUCAGAAAAUACUAAUUUUCUUCCCAUUAUUUGCCUCCUGACUGUCAGCCACUGCUUGUUCCAUGCUAGAAUCUUUCCUGUAAUACCAUGGGCUUGUAGCUUGUUCAGCAACUUUAUGUGUGGCACCUUGUUAAAUGCCUUCUGAAAAUCCAAGUACACAACAUCAACUGAUUCUCCUAUGUCUAUCCUGCAGCUUAUUUCUACAAAGAAAUCCAAGAUUUGUCAGGCUACGUUUUCCCUUGAGGAAACCAUGCUGAUUACGGCCUAUUUUAUCAUGUGACAUGGCAGCCAUUAAGGGGAGAAGAUGGUGCAUUCAGUGAUGAUAGACUAUAUAGAUAGAAAGAACUCUGUUUCUCUUCCUCACCGUGAUGUCAUACCUGAUUGACAGAAUAAUAAUAUAAUGAUAGGGAUCAUCUGCUUCCAGGUCAUUGAAUAGACAAUGGACUGGAUGUAAUUGGGUCCCUCGGCUUUAGUGUGAGUGGGAAACUUUAAAUGACAUUGAAACGUUGUGCAAGACUCCACUCAGACCUGCUUCCUUUUAACCACAAAAGACCAUAAGACGUAGGAACAGAGUUAGGCCAUUCAGCCCAUCAAGUCUUCUCCACCAUUCCAUCAUGGCUAAUUUAUUGAUUAUUCCUCUCAACCCCAUUCUCAUGACUUGUCCCUGAGAGUUUUGACCCCUUACUAAGGGGUAAGAACCUAUCAAUCUCCAUUUUAAAUAUUCACAGUGAUUAGGCCUCCACAGCCAUCUGUGACAAUGAAUUCCAGAUUCACCACCCUCUGGCUGAAUACGUUCCUCCUCAUCUCUUUUCUAAGUGGGACAUCCUUCUAUUCUGAGGUUGUUUGUCUGAUCUUAGACUCCUCCAUUAGGAGGAUCUGCAGCAAUCUGAUUCUCCUGGACUUGUGUGCAUUGCUCAGAUCAUCUGGGAAUGUUUGUACACUGUUGGACAUGCCCAGCAGCUUCUCUGCACUGGUUAAUGGUGUCCAUUGACACUGUAGUUUACCAGGAUCAGGCAUCAACAUUCACUCUGGAACAAACUAUUUUUAAUAUUCAUAUAUAUUCAAGGCUUGUGGACUUUACAGGUGCCAGCAUUUAAUUGUCCAUCGCCAGUAUCUCUUAAAAUGUACCGCUCAUUUGUUGUCCCGCUCCUAUUCGUUCUCCUCCGCACAUCACGCCCGUUGGGAUUACGUUCCAUCAGUCAUUGUUCUGCCCCUUUUUAUCAACUGAUCAUUAUCAUCAUGUAUCCUCCAAUGGAGGCCUGAGUCUGUGACUCUGUGAUAGUCCACUGAAGAGUUGAUGGCCCAGUGUCUGUGAAUGCACUGGAGGCUGUGUAUGUGUGUGGAGGUGGUGGACAGGUGGGAGAGAGGAAAGGGUCUUGUCCUGUUGUUACUUCAUCAAUUGCUGUGUUCUGUGUUGCUCUGCCAAGCAUUGUGGGUAUGCUGUUUGGGUACUGGAAUGUGACAGGAGAGGAGAGAGGUCCAUAGGAGAAUGGGAAGGAGGAGGUGAUAGGCAAGGAAGAAGAGGUCAGAGGCCAGAGUGGGGAAUAGAAGGGGGAGAGAAAGAAUUGUUUGGUUUAAAAAAACUUCCAUCCCUUCUUCACUCUUCUUCUGGCCUUGUACCUCUCCUUAUGGGUCCCCUCUUCCUUCCUUUUAUUCUCCUAUAGUCCACUCUUCUCUCCUUUCCUACCCACCUGGCUUAACCUGUCACCUUCAAACUAUGCUCCAUCCUUUUCCUCCACCUUUUUAUUCUAGUGUCUGCCCCCUUCCUUUCCAGUCCUGAAGAGAGGUCUCAGACUAAACAGUCGACAGUUCAUUCAUUUCCAUAGAUGCUCCCUGACCUUCUCAGUUCCUCCAACAUUCAGUGUUGCUGUGCAUUAGGUUUGAACUUCCAGCACCUGCAGAAUUUCUCUGGUUAAGUUUUAUUCAUUUCUAUGUUAAAAAUUAAUAGCUUUUUAAAUAAGUCACACACCAAAAUACUUUGAUUCAUUCUUCUUGAUUACUAUUUUGAAUAUUUAUAAGUUUGCAGUCUGAGUUGAAGAGAAACAGCUGAAAUUACCUUCAAUGUAUGCAUGUUGUUGAAAUCUUCAUUAAACAAGGGUGAGCCAAACUGUAAUCUCCAUGGCACACUGCUGUACCUCCUAGAGACUCAGCCUCCAGUGAGAAAUUCAAUUCUUGAUGUAACUGUCCCCAUUAACAUCAGUACUUACUGUUUUGAUAAGAUACAAGACAAGGAUGAAUAUCCCCACUGGGAGGGUCACCAAGGUGGCUUGGGAAUGUUUUACUGGAUCAGAUCCUGGACAAAGAGAAGGGGAAAAUGCUUAUUGAUCUGGCUGGAUCUGGUGGUUGUGUAUCCCUGGGUCAGAGGUGGGAGAACCAUUAGUAAUUAAUGUUACUGAUUAUCAACCAUUUGGAUAUUGGAGUCUAAGGUCGAACGUCCAUAACUGCUUAUGAUACAAACCCACAGCGAUCACUUCCACUGAUGUCCCAUUCCAUACUUGCACUACUCAGUGAAGAAGUUCCCACUCAAAUAUUUCACCUUUCAACCUUACUCUACGACCUCUAGUUCAAGUCUCACACAACCUCAGUGGAAUGGGAACUGAUCUUGCAUGAUUGCUUUAAUCGAGACCAUGUCACCCAAUGGGCACCCUUGUCUUGGAUGAAGCUUUAUUGUAUUUCAUUUAAAAUAAUACAGCAAAUAUUGAAUAUAA
Hypanus sabinus (Atlantic stingray) is the source of this 7111-nucleotide messenger RNA. RefSeq lists its product as uncharacterized. The transcript is spliced from 3 exons. Bases 439 to 2544 code for a protein of 701 amino acids. NCBI's taxonomy places the organism in Eukaryota, Metazoa, Chordata, Chondrichthyes, Myliobatiformes, Dasyatidae. The record is from RefSeq and is a predicted model, not a curated record.